AUGAGCCCCUGGCCUGGGUCAAACCGGACGGCUCCGCGGGAGUUCGUGAUCCUGGGUUUCUCCGGGUGGCCCCGGGGGCUGCGGCUGCUGCUCUUUGCCUUCCUGCUGCCACUCUACCUGGCCACGCUGGUGGGAAACCUGCUCAUCUUGGGCCUGGCCGUCGGGGACCCCGCCCUGCACACUCCCAUGUACUUCUUUCUGGGGGCGCUGUCGGCCGUGGAGGUGGCCUACACGCUGGUGCUGACUCCGCGCAUGCUCGCGGGCUUCCUGCUGCCCCCGGGGGGCCAGGCGGUGGCCCGCUCCACCUGUGCUGCCCAGAUGGGCCUCUUCGUGGCGCUGGGAGGCUCCGAGUGCCUGCUGCUGGCCGCCAUGGCGCUGGACCGCUACCUGGCCAUCUGCCGCCCUCUCUGCUACCCCCGGCUCAUGACCGCGGGGCGCUGCCGGUGCCUUCUCGCCUCCUGCUGCGUUGGGGGCUCUCUCCUGGCCUUGGGCCUCACCGUGGCCAUCUUCCAGCUGCCCUUCUGCCGGGGGGGCCUCGUCAACCACGUCUUCUGUGACCUCCCGGCCGUGUUGGUGCUGGCCUGUGGGGACCGGGACCUGCAGGAGAGGGUCCUGCUGGCCGCCUGCCUGCUGCUGCUGGUGCUGCCUCUGGUCCUGAUCCUGCUGUCCUACACCAGGGUGCUGGCGGUCAUCCUGGGAGUUGGGGGGGUGGCGGGCCGCCGCAAGGCCUUCAACACGGUGGCGUCGCAUCUCACCGUGGCCGUGCUCCACUAUGGCUGUGCCACGGCCAUGUACGCCAGACCCCUGAGCAGCCGCUCCCUCGAGGAGGACAAGCUGGUGUCGCUCGUCUACAUCAACCUCACGCCGUUGCUCUACCCUGCCAUCUACACGCUGCGCAACCGGGACGUGCAGGGUGCCCUGUGGCGGGCGGUCGGCGGCAGGACGUCAGGGAACGUCGUCCGGGCCGAGGUCAGCUAA
Molecule: messenger RNA, 978 nt
Organism: Lynx canadensis (Canada lynx)
Lineage: Eukaryota; Metazoa; Chordata; Mammalia; Carnivora; Felidae
Product: olfactory receptor 10AC1-like
Exons: 1
Coding region: 1-978 (325 amino acids)
Biological process (GO): G protein-coupled receptor signaling pathway
Cellular component (GO): membrane
Molecular function (GO): olfactory receptor activity; G protein-coupled receptor activity
Source: RefSeq, a predicted model, not a curated record